GUAGUUUACCAAAUUGGAGGUAGACUAUGCCUCUGCACUCCUUCUACUACUCUUUGUUGCUUUGUGGGCUUAUUAUGAGCCUUGCCUUUUCUUUCAAAGAAGCAGCAGUAGCAACACCUACAAGGGGCUGCUCGGAAGUGGAACGGGACGCCCUUCUCAGCUUCAAAGCCAACGUCAAAGAUCCUUCCCACCGUUUGGCCUCGUGGUCUCCACAAAUAGACUGUUGCAAAUGGAGUGGCGUCGUAUGCAAGACGACCGACAACGCAAGUUUGUUCGGAGGCCAGCAUGUUGUGGAGAUCAACCUUCAAAAUCCAUACGUUGAUACUGAGUCUUUCUUUGUUGAUCCGCAAACUUUCCUUGCAUCUCUGCGAGGUGAGAUACCAAGUCCUUUCCAAACAGCUCUGCAAGGUGAGAUGUUGAGUCCUUCUUUGUUGAACUUGACUCGGUUAGAACGGUUGAAUCUAAGUUGGAAUGACUUCGGAGGCACUCCAAUUCCAAAAUUCAUUGGCUCAUUUUUGAAUCUCAAGUAUCUUGAGCUUUAUGGGUCCAACUUUGCUGGAGUCAUUCCUUCUCAACUUGGCAAUCUGUCAAGCCUUUAUCAUCUUGGGCUGGGUUCAAGAUGGUAUGUGGGUGCAAUUGCCCCUCGUUUGGAUUGGCUCUCAGGGCUCUCUUCUUUGAGGCACCUCGACCUUUCCUCUGUGAAUCUCAGUACAGUCUCUCAAAAUUGGUUGUCGGAGGUCAACAUGGUUCCUUCCCUGCAAGAAUUAUAUCUGUACGGCUGUGAUCUUAAUCACAUCCCCUCUUCAUUUAAUUCUCAUCUCAAUCUCACUUCUCUCAAAAUUCUUAACCUCGAAGCCAAUCUCUUCUCCUCCUCCUUGCCCAACUGGCUGUGGCGACUCACUAGUCUCUCAUCGCUUACAAUUGAUGCUUCAGGACUGAUACCUGCUGGAAUCAGUAACCUAACUAGACUAAUUCAACUUCAUAUUUCUGGCAACAUAUCUAGUCCCCUACCUGUUGAAAUCUGGAGUCUGAAUCAUCUAAUGCAACUUGACCUUAGCUCCAAUAACAUGCUAACGGGUCCUAUACCCACAGAAAUUGCAAAUUUAAGUAGUCUACAAUUAUUAUUUCUUUCUGAUUGUUCACUUAAUGGUCAAAUGCCUUCUGAAAUUGGGAACUUGAGAAGUCUAAUAAGCCUCGACCUUUCUUUUAAUUCACUUUCGGGUCCCAUACCUACAGAGAUUGGGAACUUGACUAGUCUAAUAAGCCUUGACAUUUCUUUUAAUUCACUUUCGGAUCCCAUACCUACAGAAAUUGGGAACUUGACUAGUCUAAUAAACCUUAACCUUUCUUUUAAUUCACUUUCGGGUCUCAUACCUACUGAAAUAGGGAACUUGAGUAGUCUUGUAAGACUCCACCUUACUGGUAAUUCACUUUCGGGUUCCAUACCUACUGAGAUUGGGAAACUUUCUAAGUUACAGAGUUUAACCUUACAGGAAAACUCUUUAGUGAGUGUCCUCUCAGAAUCUCAUCUUGCAAACCUAACCAACUUAAAGACUUUAACCUUAAGGGAAAACUCUCAAAUUACCAUUUCAUUCGACUAUGAUUGGGCCCCUUCUUUUCAACUGGAAACGAUUGACUUGGCCUCUUGUAUAGUGGGUCCUAGGUUUCCACAAUGGCUUCGUUCACAAAAAUCCAUGUUCGCGUUGAGUUUGUCCAAUACAAGCAUUAAUGACAUCCUACCUCAUUGGUUGUGGAAUUCAUCUUCUUCUACCUUUUGGACUAUUGAUCUCUCUAAUAAUAAGCUUAGGGGUACUUUGCCAUCAUCGAUGGAGGGAAUACCAAGCCUUCAAUUUUUAAAUCUACGUUCUAAUAAACUGGAAGGACUUGUUCCUCGUUUGCCACCUCGAAUCUUUGCCCUAGACCUAUCUUUUAAUGACUUUUCAGGGCCUAUACCAUCAAAAAUUCCACGACAAAUACAUAUUAACUUCAUGUCUCCAAACUACUUAAUCCUUUCGAAUAAUCACAUCAACGGGAGCAUACCAUCUUUCAUUUGCAAAUGGGAGCAAUUGAGAAUUUUGGAUUUAUCCUACAACAGAUUAUCUGGAGAGAUACCCAAGUGUUGGCAAGAAGCAAAUACGAACCUUGACUUUAUUCACUUGGGAAACAAUAAGCUGACUGGUGAAAUUCCUAGCUCUAUUGGAAACUUGAUUGGAUUGGCAUCUUUGCAUUUGGACAACAAUGAUCUCAGUGGACAACUUCCAAUGUCAUUGAAAAAUUGCACUAAACUACAUGUUAUUGAUCUCAGAGGCAACAACUUUAUAGGAAGUAUACCUACGUGGAUUGGACAAAGUUUGCAACAAUUGACUGUUCUUAAAUUACGAUCAAAUAUGUUUUCUGGCAUUAUUCCUUCAAAUCUUGGAGAACUGAGCAAUCUUCAAAUUCUUGACCUUGCCAAUAACAAUUUAAGAGGGUCUAUACCAUAUUCCUUUGGCAAUUUCAGUGCAAUAAGAUCAACAUCAAGAGCAAUGAAUCAUUCAAUUUCAAUUGGAGGAGCAGACUUAUAUAUUGGAUAUGGAGAAAGUGAUAGUCUUUCAAUAGUUACAAAGGGAUUUGAAUAUGUCUUUUCAUCUAUUCUUUAUUUGGUGAAGAUUAUAGAUCUUUCAAACAAUAGUCUUACGGGUGAGUUUCCUAUGACAUUCGGCUCUCUUGUAGGACUUCAAACUUUGAAUCUGUCAAGGAACUUUUUAAGAGGCAGGAUUCCAUAUACUAUUGGUGAAAUGAAGUCAUUGGAAACUUUGGAUUUGUCAUUCAACAACUUAUCAGGGAAUAUUCCAUCUGGGUAUCAACUUCAAACACUUCAAGAUGCUUCCAUUUAUAAGGGCAAUGCUCAUCUUUGUGGGGUUUUGAUUAACAAGAGAUGCUCCACUGAUGUUGGUAAUAAUGUGACAAAGGAAGAGUUGCAAAAGAGUAAAUCACAAAUAUUUCUAUCAAUUUACUUUGGUACCUCACUUGGAUAUGUGAUUGGAUUGUGGAGUCUGUUUGUAAUCCUACUAUCCAAACAAAAUUGGAGGAAUUUGUAUUUUCAGUUGAUUGACAGAGUCUUUCACAAAGUUCACGUACCAUUAUGCUGGAGAAGUUUGGGUAGCUAAAUGAUGUUUAGGUAAACUGUGGGACAAAAUCGAGGUCGAUACCAAUGUAGCUAUUCAGAUACUUCAUCUUCUGUAAUAGAGUUCUAUUUUGUUUUAGCAAUGUUUAAGCAAAUUCUGAUAUAAAUAAGAUUUGAUUAGUAUCGAUGCAACUAUUCAAAUAUUUUGUCUUCUAUAAUGGAUUCUUAUUAUCCUAUUGUGAGUGCUUAUAGUUAAUAUUUUAUUUUUAUUUUUUUUCGAACGAAGGAAAAGAUGCAAGCCCCUCUUUAGUUAAUAGAGAAGAGAAGACUACUGCAGCACAAACUAAACAUAGCAGAACUAGAGAAUGAAGAAUGCCUACACCUGUA
This is a messenger RNA of Zingiber officinale, 3493 nucleotides long. RefSeq names its product receptor-like protein EIX2. NCBI's taxonomy places the organism in Eukaryota, Viridiplantae, Streptophyta, Magnoliopsida, Zingiberales, Zingiberaceae. The transcript has 2 exons. The record is from RefSeq and is a predicted model, not a curated record. Gene Ontology annotation, molecular function: protein binding. Bases 27 to 3149 code for a protein of 1040 amino acids. Gene Ontology annotation, cellular component: plasma membrane.